Molecule: messenger RNA, 2185 nt
Organism: Punica granatum (pomegranate)
Lineage: Eukaryota; Viridiplantae; Streptophyta; Magnoliopsida; Myrtales; Lythraceae
Source: RefSeq, a predicted model, not a curated record
CCUCUCCAACUCAAAUCUUAUUUUGUUCCUCGACAUGGAAAUAAAGCAACAGGGAGAAGCCCCCUCAACUCCAAAACCGAUCAACUCCAUCAACAACAACCACGGAAGAAAUCUUAAGGUCGAAAACAGAUCUUUCACACCGGCGACAACGCUCGAGUCCGGGGUCCCACUUCAGGAUGCCUCCUUCGAGAAAAAGCUCUCAUGGUUGCGGCCUCAGAUCAUUGGAGCAGAUGCCGAUUUUCAGUCUCCGUUCGGGAAGCGACUUAUCACCUACGCCGACCACACAGCCUCUGGAAGGUCACUCCGCUACAUCGAGGACUUCAUCGUCAACAACAUUCUUCCUUCUUACGGGAACACUCACACGACCGACAGUUACGUGGGACACAGGACCACCAAGAUGGUCGAAGAAGCUAUACAGUACAUGAAGCGGUGUUUGGGCUGUGGACCCGAGGGUGCACUCCUGUUCUGUGGGUCCGGCUCCACCGGAUCCAUCAAGCGGCUCCAAGAGGUCAUGGGAAUAUCUGUUCCAUCGAUAUUGAGAGAUCGAGUCCUCAAAAUCCUACCAAAUGAGGAGAGGUGGGUUGUCUUUGUGGGGCCAUUCGAGCAUCACUCGAACCUCCUCUCGUGGCGGCAAUGCUUAGCGGAAGUUGUAGACAUUGGCUUAGAUGAUAAUGGAUUAGUAGACAUGGAAGGCCUGAGAGACAAGCUUGAGUACUUCAAGGACGAGAGUAGGCCUCUCUUGGGAUCUUUCUCUGCUUGUAGCAACGUGACGGGGGCCUACUCCGACACGAGAUCCAUCGCCAAGCUCCUCCACCAGUACGGAGCCUUUGCUUGCUUCGAUUUUGCCGCGAGUGGCCCUUAUGUGGAGAUCGACAUGAGAAUAGGAGAGAUCGACGGGUACGAUGCGAUCUUCCUAAGUCCACAUAAGUUCUUGGGCGGGCCGGGGAGUCCCGGAGUACUGCUGAUGAGCAAGGCCCUAUAUCAGCUCACGUCCUCAGCGCCAUCCACCUGUGGAGGUGGUACAGUCGAGUAUGUCAAUGGCUUUAAUGAAAAGGAUACGAUAUACAUAGAGAACAUAGAGGAAAGGGAGAACGCAGGGACUCCCCAAAUCAUCCAGACGACAAGAGCAGCAAUGACCUUCUGGAUAAAAGACUACAUGGGGUACCAAGUGAUCAAGAAACUCGAGCACGACUACAUAACAGAAGCAAUAAAGAGGCUGCUUCCGAACACAAACAUCGAAAUUCUUGGCAACAAAGCCACAGAUCGACAAGCUAUUUUGUCGUUUCUGAUAUACUCGACCACUACUGCAUCAUCAUCAUCAUCUCCAACGAUCAAAGGGCGAGAUGGUGAUGACCGGGGCAAAGGAAGAGCAGAGGGAGGGCUUUACAUGUGGGGAGAAGUCGGUAACAGGAGAGACAAGCCUCUUCAUGGGGCUUUCGUUGCAACCUUGUUGAAUGACCUCUUUGGGAUUCAAGCAAGAGGUGGAUGCGCUUGUGCGGGACCUUAUGGUCAUUCCUUGCUCGGUAUCACGGAGACUCGGUCACUUGCUAUUAGAUCCAUCAUCGAAAAGGGUUACCUCGGGGUAAAGCCCGGGUGGACCAGGAUCAGCUUUCCCUACUACAUGUCUCACGAGGAGUUCGAGUUCAUCCUCGCUGCAUUGGAAUUUCUGGCUAUUUAUGGACAGCGGUUCCUUCCUCUCUACCGCUUCAACCUGAGAACGGGAAACUGGGCAUUCAAGAAGGAAGCCUUUAAGGACCUCGUGCGUAAGGACAUGAACUGCAAUUAUGGGGCAGUAUCAUUGGCCCGAAAUUCCCACAGUGACGGAAGUUCAAAGAAUGCUGAUAUCGCAAAAGAGUACGCUGCGUACCUCAAAUGUGCGAGGUAUGUUGCAGGACUCCUGCCCAAGUUCCCAUCGCCACAUCAGCUUUCAGAAGGCAUCGAUCAAGACCUGCUGUACUUCCGAAUGUAGUUCUGAUAAUUGACUUGAAGCUGAGAGAUUCACGACAGAGUAUGCAAAUCGUCGAUCAUAGCAAAUAUAAAUCUAUAAAAUAGGGAGACUUCAAAUUCAUAAAAAAGAAAAUGAAAAAAUAAAAACGAAUUAGUGUAACUAAUGUGGUCAUGGCAAGUAACAAAAACCGGGACUGACUACCCUGCACCGGUGUUUGAUUGUAACAAGAAUGAUAAU